UUUUUAAUUGAGAUAUGGUCAAUUUACUUUGCGUUCUAUUUGCUUUUAAACUCUUGAUCAUCAAUGCUACAUCAAGGCUACGUUAUGACAUCAUUGGUGUUACAUUAUAACAUCAUAGAAGCUACAUAUUUUGAAUUACAUAGAUAAUCCUGAACUUUGAAAGAAUUGCGGGCGGGCAUAUUUAAGACCUAAAAAUGUAAUACCUUAAUGCACGGGCUUGUUUUUAAUGCUCUCAAUUUUUACCUUGCAGGGCCAAAAUUCUCCCCAGCGGCCAAGGAGGAUCCUGCCUGGCGCUGCCGCGCAAUUCGUGGACUCAGACAAACAAUCGAGGGCCCCGGGCUCCUGCAGAGGCCAAGCCCCCAGAAGGAGGCCCGGUUCCUGCAGCGGACUCGACGACGCGCACUACGGGCUGGGCCAUGAAGCUGUGGCGGCGCCACGUGACGCAGGACCAAACCUUGCGCACCGUGUCCGCCUACAGCUCCGAGAAUUCCUACACCGAAGAACCCUACAUGAACCCUGAUUCUCAGAGCGACGUGUACGCCGAGCUUGGAGGCCACGGGCUGAACACUUACUCAGAGAUUCCUGAUCCCGGCAGACCAAUGCAUGAGCAGCUUGUUCUGUCUGACUACGGUUAUGGGAACAGCGCUUACGCCUUGUAUGAAGGCAACUCGGAGCCUGCGGAGAGCAGCUCUACACCUUCUUCUGCCUAUUACUCUGACGUUUCAUCCGACGCAAGAGUCAAUAAAAAGAAGAGGAAAAAGAAACGAAGUAUUGGUAGAGACCCUUCAGAGGAGAUACAAGAGGCUGCAGCACUUCGUCAGAACGUUCGCAUCGCCGCCGGAUCUCAUUCUAAUCCAAUAUCGGUGGGCCAUCUGGCUGAUAUUCCACACCAAGCAGACGCCUAUCCUUUGUCUGUGCGCGCUCUCCCUCGAAGCUACAGCCUUGAGCGACAAGUGAUAGCUUACCCUUGUAUUUCGUGCCCCUCGUGCACUCCUAUUAAUACGUUACCCUCACCAAGAAACAAUUUCAAUAUCUCGCCUGCACUGGCGUGUCCACGGUCGUCGUAUGCUCUGCAGCACAUGGCGACUUGUCCUAUUCCGUCGGUGCGGCCUCCUUGCAGGCCUCCUGAGUGUUCGCUUGAUUGCAAAAGCUCAUAAUCCAGUGGAUUUAUUGUCUUAGCAAUCGAUUCCUUCCUCACAGAAUUCAAACAAAACAAAUAAGCGUUUCGAGUUAUCAAUUUCUGUCACUGGCCGACAUCUGAAGCAUGUUAGAUUGCUGAGGAAUCAAGGCACGCAAAGUUUGUUUUCCUAACGAUAUUUGGAUUUUCUUCAUUUUAUUUGUCGUCUGUCUCACCCCUGAUCAAUCAAAUAUUUAUCUGAUCCUGUCUCAGAGUCUCAGAAAUCAAAUUCUGUUCAAGCAAUUGUCGUGAGGCAUUUAGUUGCACUCUCGCGGCGCCAUGCGAGUUGUGAUAUUGUUUCCUGCAUUCCGAACAUUCAUUUUCGUUAAGGAAGUGAAUAUUUUCUGUACGUGACUUCGUUAAUUAAGUUAAGGUUGAGCCUUAAUGUAAAUAGUUACUGGGUAAAUUUUAUCUCCCUCCCACAGUUAAGGACCAACUCUCCUCUGAGCAGUGAGCAGUUUUAUCAACAUUUAUCAAGCUUCUAGCUUAAUUUUUUCAAUAUUUUCACUUUACUCGAUGAAAAUUCAGUAUCAAAAUACGUCGAAAAUAAUUCAAUUCAAUUAUUUAUUAAUCAGUCUCUUUGUGAAUCAAUCAUCGCUUUGCAAGUAUCAAAUCAAUGAAAUGAAACACAAUGCACAGCGCCUGAGGCAGUCAAUCAUAAAAU
This is a messenger RNA of Hyalella azteca, 1841 nucleotides long. RefSeq lists its product as uncharacterized. The record is from RefSeq and is a predicted model, not a curated record. Lineage: Eukaryota; Metazoa; Arthropoda; Malacostraca; Amphipoda; Hyalellidae. The transcript has 2 exons. The coding region runs from base 417 to 1157 and encodes 246 amino acids.